AUGGCUAACGUGUGCGAACCCUUGAAGAGCAUAGUCAACUUUCGUGAUGUUGGCAAAUUCGUCAACAAUGCAACAGGAGCUACACGCCUGAAUUGUGGCUUGCUAUACAGGAGUGCCAGGCCUGACGAGGCUUCGUCCGAAGAGAGGCAACGACUGAUCAACGACUAUGGCGUCAAGAGUAUAAUUGACCUGCGGACCAAAACCGAGCAUAUCGAGCAGGCUCAGAAGCGCAACCUAAGGAUCAAGGCUUCCGCAGUGCUUCCUAAAACCAACGACGCCCUCACCGAGCCCUUGGAGAUUCCAGGCAUCAUCUAUCACAACAUCAACUUCAAUGGCUCGGCAUUUUCACGGAUGCUUCUUUCGCAGCUAUCGUGGUUGGAAUUCUUUAAGCUGAUUGGCCUGAUGAUGCUGGGGUAUCGCAAGGACGCCAUCAAGAUCCUUUCACCUCGCAUGGAAGCAAUGGGGUUCUACCUCAUCGGUCUGGCGCAAAGCUCUUUAGAUGUCUGUACCGGCGAGGUCAGACAGGUCUUCGACGUGCUAUCGGACGAACGGAAUUGGCCUGUUCUGAUUCAUUGCACCCAGGGCAAAGAUCGGACCGGACUGGUAGUCAUGCUGGUCUUGUUUCUGCUUGGAGUUGGCGACGAGAUCAUCGACGACGACUAUCGAUUAUCGGAAUCCGAACUUGCUCCUGAGAAAGAGGAAAGGCUAAAAGAGAUUGCCUCUAUCGGGCUAUCAGAGCGAUUCGCAGUGUGUCCGCCGGACGUCGUGUCUGGUAUACAUGCACAUGUGAAGGACAAGUACACGUCUGUGGAGAAUUACUUGGGAUUCGUCGGAGUAAGCAGUGAUCAGGUGAGCUUCAUCAAGACAAAACUGCUCGCCACUUCGUCAGACUCUCAGAAAUAA
This is a messenger RNA of Plenodomus lingam JN3, 903 nucleotides long. The record is from RefSeq and is a predicted model, not a curated record. NCBI's taxonomy places the organism in Eukaryota, Fungi, Ascomycota, Dothideomycetes, Pleosporales, Leptosphaeriaceae.